Molecule: messenger RNA, 4524 nt
Organism: Lucilia sericata (common green bottle fly)
Lineage: Eukaryota; Metazoa; Arthropoda; Insecta; Diptera; Calliphoridae
Gene: Klp3A
Product: chromosome-associated kinesin KIF4A
Exons: 8
Coding region: 450-4100 (1216 amino acids)
Biological process (GO): mitotic spindle organization; microtubule-based movement
Molecular function (GO): microtubule binding; ATP binding; microtubule motor activity
Source: RefSeq, a predicted model, not a curated record
AAACAACCACCAUUUUUCAUUUGAAUUUAAACGGUUUAAUAAAAGUUGGUGCAAGCACCUCAACAAAAAAAGGAAAACCGUGUUGAAUAGAUAAAAUAGCAACAAAAGAAAAGAACGUAGGAAAAUUCCUUUGCUUGCUUGUUAAUUCAAGGAAAAUUAUUAAGGAAAAUCCGCGUUUUGGCAAAUUAUCGUUUAUUAAUGUGUUUUUAAUUUACCUGCUUUUUUUGCCGAAUGUUUGUAUAAAAGUUUGUGACUGUUGAGAAUUUAUUGUCAUUUGUAACUUUUGAUUGUCACCAAACGAAUCGUCUUCAUUUUUUUUCCCAACGCACACACAAAAACAGCAGCAGCCACAGAAGAAGAAAAAAAGAAAAAUCACCAGACAAACGACUAAACGAAUAUAAAGGUAUUAGAGAUAAAAAUUGCCAAAACUAUAAAUAUACAAGACAACAAUGGGUGAUUUGGAAAGUGUAAGGGUGGCUCUAAGAGUACGCCCUUUGGUGCCUUCCGAACAGGCUCGCGGCUGUCAGGUGGCUGUGGAGAAAAUGGACGGAGCUAAUCAGGUGUUGGUCAACAAUACUGAUGCCUUCUCCUUUAAUUUCGUAUUCGAUUGGCGUGACACCCAAGAGCAGGUGUAUAAUUUGUCAGUGUCUGAUAUGUUGGAUAAGUUAUUCUCCGGUUUCAAUGCCACUAUCUUGGCCUAUGGCCAGACUGGCUCUGGCAAGACUCACACUAUGGGUACGGCUUUUGAUGGUGCAUUAGAUGAGAAUGUUGGUGUAAUACCACGCGCCAUGCAUGAUAUUUUCGAAAGAAUUAAAAAACUUUCCGAUGAGUUUGAGUUUGUUAUAAAGUGUUCAUUUAUGGAGUUGUAUCAGGAACAGCUAUACGAUUUGCUGUCGGAGAAGUCACGCGAGGAAAGUGUCAUCGAUAUGCGUGAAGAUCGUAAUGGUAUUUUAAUGGUGGGCUUAACGGAGAAGGAAGUGUUUAACGCCAAAGAAACUACCGAUUGUUUGGUGAAGGGUUCAACGGGUCGGGCAGUGGCUUCAACUGCUAUGAAUCAACAAUCUUCCAGAUCUCAUGCAAUUUUCACGGUUACAUUGCAGGCCACCAAAAAGGAUGAGAGUCGAGCAGUUACUACUUCUAAAUUUCAUUUGGUGGAUUUGGCCGGUUCGGAACGUUCGAAAAAGACUGGUGCCACUGGUGACCGUUUCAAGGAAGGUGUUAAAAUCAAUCAAGGUCUUUUGGCUUUAGGCAAUGUAAUAUCAGCCUUAGGAGAUGGCAAAGGUGCCGGUUUUGUACGUUAUCGUGACUCAAAACUAACUAGACUGCUGCAGGAUUCGUUGGGUGGCAAUUCCGUUACCCUUAUGAUAGCAUGUGUCUCACCGGCCGAUUACAAUGUUGCCGAAACACUGAGUACUUUACGCUAUGCCGAUAGAGCACGUAAAAUUAAAAAUAAACCCAUUGUUAAUCAAGAUCCUCAUGCUGCCGAAAUCAAUCGUCUUAAAGGUAUCAUACAGAAAUUACGGGUAGAAUUGCUAACAAAAGGUGGUGCCAUGACUUCCUCCUUAACACAAGAUUUGGAAACUGUAGGACCUGUAGCUCCCCUAAUGACUACCUCAAUGCCCACAAUUAUGCCCUCGGAGGAGCAAAAUCGUAAAUAUAAAGAAUUACAAGAAAAAUAUCGGACUUUACAAAAACAAUGGCAAAUGACUUUGCACGAUGUGACAGAGCAUGAAAUGAGAGCUCAUAUAGCGGAAGCAGCACAUGAGAAUCUUAAACAAAAGGCAGGAGAAAUGAAAAGUUUCGUAACAGAAUUAUCUAAAAUCAAAGAAACACCUUUGUAUGAAGAAAAGCUGGAGGAAACAGUCAUGCACAUUAGCAAAUUGGUAGAGGGACUAGAUGAAGAAUUGUGUAGAGCAGAAACAGAAAUAAUGGAUCAUAAACGUCGUUCCUCGGCCAGCACUACCGAUCACUGUGAAGAUGACGACAAUAAUGUAAAUGUCUCCGAAAUGCAAGCUAUUAUGCAAGAACGCACCGAAGCUUUUACCAGCAAACAAAUGGAAAUCAAUGAACAAUUGCGUCGCAUUAAUCGGGAGCUAAAUCUCAAAGAACAGCUACAACAACGUAUAACAGGCAAUUUUAGUAAAUUCUCUACUCUAGAUGAUGACAUUGAAGAGAAAUUUAAAGAAUGUGAGCAAAAGAUACAAGAACUGGAGGCGGAAAAGUCUGAAUUGCUUGACAAAUUACGUCAUGUUAAAGAGAAUGCCUCAGCUAAAUUGGCCGAAGAAAGACGUAAACGUUUGCAGACCUUAGAGCAAGAAAUAACCGAAAUGAAACGUAAAAAUACUCAACAAGCUAAAUUGUUAAAAAUACGUGAAAAGGAAACGCAAAAAAUUAAAAACCUAAGCAGUGAAAUACAAGCCAUGAAAGAAUCCAAGGUAAAACUGGUGCGAGCUAUGCGUUCGGAGGCUGAAAAUUUCAGACAAUUUAAAAUGAUGCGUGAAAAGGAAUUGAUGCAAUUGAAAAAUAAAGAUCGUAAAAUGCAAAAUGAAAUGGCACGCAAAGAGGCCCUACACAAUAAACAGCGUAAUGUGUUAAAACGCAAAUGUGAAGAAGCCAUGGCCAUUAAUAAGAGACUGAAAGAUGCUCUCGAAAGGCAAAAGGUGGCCCAAACGCAACGGCAAAAGAUGCAAUCCUCAAAAGAUGCUACGGCUGCCUCAGUGAAAAUUGAUCAGGUUAUUGCCUGUGUUGAACGCGAACUAGAGGUAAUUAUAUCCCUUAUUGAUGCUGAACGUACACUUGAACAAUUAAUGGAUGACCGUGGCAUAAUUAGCAGUCGACUUGGAGAAUUAAAACAGCAACAACCUCCCCCCGAGCCCCAAUCCCCAGCCGGUUUGGAAAUUGCCAACUUGGAGGAAGAACUCGAAAUGCGAAACGCCCAAAUUUCCGACCUCCAGCAGAAGGUAUGCGCUAACGAUAUCGACACCCUUAUCAAAUCACUCGGCGAUAAUGUCCAUAGCUUAGCCGAGGCUCGGGCUGUGUUCAAGUAUCUGUUGAAAUCUUUGGUCGACAUGAGACGUGAACAUUCACAACUCUGUGAUGAGUUGCGAUCACAGAUCUCUACGGCCGAAGAGAAAUCAAAUGAGGCAGCCAAAACAUUGCAACAAAUGAAACUUGAACAUGAACAGGCCAUAGCGGAAUAUGAAGAAAAGAUAUCGGUGGCCCUGACGCCCGAACAGGAACAACGUUUGAAGUUACAAGAGGAGCAAGAGAAAAAGAUUGAAUCGCUUAUGAUUGAAUUGGAGAAUUACAAACAAUUGCGUGAGAAUGCAACAAACAAUAAUAAGAAGAAGGGAAAGACUACGACCAAGAAAAUUUCCCCCGCCAUUAAACCCGAACCCAUGGACGAAGAAGAAAUAGAAGAGGAAGAAGACUUUACCGAAAGCGAAGAAGAAGAUUUUGAUGAAUCCGAAGAUGAUCCCGAUUGGAUUAAAACACCCAUGGUUCGGAAACGUCCAAAUAACAUGCGUCGUCGAACCUCCCAAACCUCACAAAACUCCCUCACCCAGUCCUACAUCUCCCAUAGUAUGGAUGAGGACAACGGCCUCAGACAACAGAUCUCCUUUGACACCACUGAUACAGGAGCAUUUAGACAAAUUGCAAACACAUCUGGCAAGGGUAAGCACCAGCGGAAGUCCAAGGGCUGCAAAUGCCGUGGUGACUGCGGAAAGAAACGUUGCGGAUGUAAUUCGAUCAAUCAGAAAUGUACGGUAAGCUGUAGCUGUACAGAUAAAUGUAAAAAUCGUGCAACACCAACGACCAAUCAAAAAUCGGACGAUGAUGAGAAUGAAGAUAUUGUCAUUAAAGAGGAAGAGAAUGAUGUGACCAGCGAAACGUCUGAUGCGGAAAAUCAAUUUAAAUCACCGCAAAAAAUCAAGAAUAAUAAAACAACAACAACAACAAAAGAAAUUAGUGCCGAAGAAACAUUCCUAACAACACAUUCAAACAUCAAUGCCUCAACAUUUUUAACACCCAAAAUGGCCAGAUUAUCUACCAUAAAUUUUGAUACUGCUACCGCCAAAAAGAAAUUCUUUAAUGAUUAACUACUACUCUAUAGUGUGCCUCAAACUUUAAAAAUCCUUAUUAACUCUUAUCUACCGUUUAAACGUUUUGUUUAUUUAAGUUGUAUGUUUUUUACAUGAAUUUUAAUUCAAACUACUUAUAAAUUAAAAUUUUACAUAAUUUUACAUGUGUUAAACUUAAUUUAAAUUUUAUUUAUAUUAACUUAACUAAAUGAAAGCAACAAACACCACUUGUAAUGAAAACAAAAUCAUUGCAUAGUAAAACCUAAUUACUUAAAAUGUAAAGAAAAGCCUCAAUCUUGCGAGCAUUUAUAAGACUGCUAAGUAACCGUCUAUACAUUUUUUAAAAUAUAUCCCCCUCAAAAGCAGUCUAUUUGUUAACAUAGUUUUAUAAAAUAUGUUUUUCAUUUAUGGGUGUUUUUUUUUUUUUCAUUAAUUAUAAUUA